UCUGUCAAAAUACGAAAGGAAUGAGAGAAGUAGAAUUUGAGAUUGUGAUUAAAAUUUAUUGCUAUACGAAGAUCGUAUCCUAAUAAUUUUCGUUCAGUGUAUGAAUUACAUUCUUUAAGUAUUUUAAAACAGUUUACAUGUUUGUUUUUCACUUAAGUUGUCAAAAUGGGGGAUUUGCCUUAUUUGACUUGUUUGGUUUUGUACAUAUUUUCUUUUCAAAUUAUAGCUAUUAAUUCUCGCACCUCUAAUAUUUGGAAAUUGGACGCUGAAGAAGGACAAAUCAUCGAUGGUAGUAAGUUGCCGCAGGAUGAGACAGACAAAUCUAAAAUAACAGAAGAAGAUGCUGUAUUCAAUAUAAUUACAUCCACUGUGUAUUAUGGAAACACUUGGACUAAGCAUGGCUUUGACAUGUUCUGCACAGACUGCCAAGUUUUUGACCAGCAAAGGAAUGUAAUGGAUAAUGUUGAAGAAACACCUUCAGCAGAAAGCAAUGGAGACACAGAUGAAGAAUAUUUGGACUGUGGAAAAGCUGUUAACUUCACAUAUUAUGAUAAUUUAGUUGGGGUUGCUAGACGGCAUAGACACCCUAAUGUUCCUGAACCACAGGUAGCUCUUAUAUUCACAAAGAAAAAGCUGUACAAAAAUGGUGUAUCAGAACUAGACAUAAAUGCAUUAGAGAAACGUUUGAAAAAAGCGAAAAGAGAAAAACCAAAGUCUGUACAACUUUAUAACCAGAUUGGUAAUUUCUGGAGAAUAAAAGGCGACACUCGACUAUCUAUUGAAUGUUUCCGACGAGCGCUUGCAGUCUCACCUUAUAAUGCAGAGGUGCUGCUGAACCUAGCGCGCGUGCUGUUCACGCUGCAAUACCUGGACGACGCGAUCUACCUGACGCGGCGGUCGCUGGAGGUGCAGCCGCCGGACCGCAGCGCCUGGCAGCAGUACUUCACGCUAGGGGAGAUAUUCAAAGCAUAUGGACAUUAUCAAGAGGCGGCGCUGCACCUGAAGCACACGCUGGACCUGCGGCCGGACUUCGAGCCGGCGCUCGCCGCGCUCAAAGACAUCGAGAACAUCCCCGAGGCCUCCGUGCACGUCUACACGCUGCUCAUCAUCAUCUGCUUGGUGAUGGGCGUGCUGCUGGUGAUCCUGUCCUCCGUGGAGAGUGGCGGGGAGGUGGAGGAGCACAAGACGCAGCGGCACUUCAACCGCGCGAUGGCGAUGCGGUCGCUGCGCGGCGCCGCGCCCUCGCUCGCUCGCGGCAGGAAAAAAGGCGGCUCCUAAACACAUGUACCUUCGGACCUGAGUUUCUAGUUUUGUCACUUGUAUUUUUCACCGACUUCCCCAAAGAAGGAGGUAUUCAAAUCGUCUGUAUGUUUUUUUGUGAUUAAUACUUUCGGUUGUCUUUGAAUUUCAAUGA
Papilio polytes (common Mormon) is the source of this 1414-nucleotide messenger RNA. RefSeq lists its product as uncharacterized. Gene Ontology annotation, cellular component: actin cytoskeleton; cytoplasm. Lineage: Eukaryota; Metazoa; Arthropoda; Insecta; Lepidoptera; Papilionidae. The record is from RefSeq and is a predicted model, not a curated record. Gene Ontology annotation, biological process: actin filament polymerization. The transcript has 7 exons. The coding region runs from base 166 to 1278 and encodes 370 amino acids. Gene Ontology annotation, molecular function: protein binding.